This is a messenger RNA of Penicillium antarcticum, 2043 nucleotides long. RefSeq lists its product as uncharacterized. The transcript is spliced from 6 exons. The record is from RefSeq and is a predicted model, not a curated record. Lineage: Eukaryota; Fungi; Ascomycota; Eurotiomycetes; Eurotiales; Aspergillaceae. The coding region runs from base 1 to 2043 and encodes 680 amino acids.
AUGCGGUCGAUUGCUGAUUUUUUCAACAAGCCGGCAUUCUCGCGGGCAAAUAAUGCUUCCACACCAGAAACCAAAGGCUCUGACGAACUCGCACCCGAGUCUUCACCCCUCACCGAGCCCUCGUCGUCCAUGAUUAGCAAUCUGUCUCCAGAGUCGGAACAGGAGGCCGAGGCGCAGUUGAAUCGCGCGCUGUAUCUGUCAGCCCAAGAGAGCUUCUCACAACCGGCUCCAUGGCCAAGUUUUCAAAGCACUGAGUCCGCGCCAGUCUCGUCUCUCAAUGAAAGUUUUGGCGGGUCUCAGCGCAUUGUCAAGGACGGCAAAGAGGUAGUCAUCAGUUCCGAUGGAGAAGACACGGAUUCGAUCUGUUCCUUGGACGAUCCAGCUAGUCUCUUUGCCCCGAUCUCCAAGAAGCCUGAGACUGCCCCGGCAUCGGGAACGAACCCGGGGAUCAGAAAGAUUAAAUCGCCGAAGAAGUACAAGCACACAAUCGACUCCCUCGUUUACGCUACCGUGGAUGACAAUGAGAUUGAAGCCAACGUCGCUCGGGUGAAGGCCAAUUUUACGCAGAAUACACCAGAUGGCAAUGAUGGCACGUCCGGCGUUAAUAAAGGACUGAAUGAAAGUGUCCUAACUUCAGCUCUGGGAGAUGACAAUGACGACAGUACCGGAUUACAACGCCUGUUGGAGGCCGUUAGGAGAACCGAAGCCCUGGACCAUGACCGAGCCUGGCGGUUUUUCGACGGCGCCCAAAAGUUGCCUUCGGCUCCAGAAUUUCCACAGCACCUUUUCACGAGGGGAACAUAUCUGGAUGAAUUUCUUGCAGAUCCGGAAGCUCGCGAGCGCCUACUCAUGUCAGGGGACUUUAUUCAGAUGGCUUUACACAAGGGGCUAUUGCCAGACGAAUUAAUUCUGUGGACUUUCCGUUCCAUCCCCUACGAACGUCGAAACGAAAUGAGCAACGUGUACUAUCGAAUUCUCAAGGGCGUUGAUGUGGGCCAUCUCAGAUCACUCAUCCGUCCAGCUGAUAUCGAUGACCUCUUUGCGCGACUGGGGGCCAAGUCCCAGUCAUUGGAUCCUUCCAUCGUGGUUACGCCUAUUCCGUUACAAGAGGCCAGUCCAGACUCCGGGCUGAAGGACAGCUUCCCUCUCAUUUCAAUUUUCAAGUUACUCCGAGAAAUUACCGACCUACUUGCAGAAGAUACCCAAGAGCGAGUCGUGCUCCUCCUACUACGUCUUACGCUUGACUUGUCUUUGACAGCAGACUUCAUGAUCUCGUCGGAGCUUCAGUGGACCAUAAAUGUAGUGCUCGACCGGGACAACUUUACUGAUAUCAAUGCGGAAGACAUGCUUUCUCGAGUUUCUCAAACUUUCUACAACACAACAACAGAUGUCUGCAUACAGAGCCGAGUCGUUCACCACAUCCUCCCAACAUCUCCUUGGUUUGCUCUAUUGCGGUGUCGCCUCGCUGUUUCAUUUUUACUGAAAAUCCCCAACCCGUUGACUGAGCCUCCUGAAGAUGUGCUUGAUCUCAAACGCAUCACGGUUCUCCUGCUUCGCGAUAAGUGGUUCCAUAUAAGACUUUUCAAAGGCAAAGGUGACUAUGAUUACGGGGAGUUGAUUGCUAUCACCGCUCUUCUCAAUGUUGCAAUUGAUUCGUCUGUGUUAGAUUUGCGAUACAGAAAGAACGAAACUGAAAAGGAGUACAAUGCUGCCAUCGACAAGCUGGCAGCUCAGAUCAAGUUAAUAUUCAGCUCCAUCGAGGAUUCAGGUGCCUCGCAUCUCAAGCGGAUGUUAGCCAAAGAAGCUCUGGAGGCCUUGCACUACCGGAUUGUUUAUUCGGUCCGAUCAAAGCCACCACCGAAAAAGACGCUGUUCAAGUCAUAUGCCAGAGAGAGAGAUGGUAACAUUCGGAACUUGUUCGGCUCCCCUUCUAAUGAUACUGGAAAGAGCACGGAGAUCACACCAACGGAGUUAUCUGCUCCAGUCGGUCAGGUUUUGGGGAAUACAGAGAUUCCCAUCCGUAAGCAUGACCAAAUCUCAUGA